AUGGCGAUCGAGGAACUGGCGAACUUGUCCCAGGAUGGUCCUGCGGAGUACACCGUGGCACAAGGUGUCUGCUUCAUCAAGCCCUCGGAGGACCCCCAGUCCGGCAAGAUCCUGAAGGCCAAGAGGCCCGUGGGGUCCAAGAUCUACACCACAGGCACCACAUGGAAAGGGCCGCAGGGCGGCCUCUGGGCCGAGGUGGAUGUGGCGAGAUCUCCAGGGGAGAUGGGUUGGGUGCUGGUCUCGGGACCCGGGUUCGGGCUCAGGGGCCCUUGUCUGAUCGACCCGGAGGCCAACGACGGUGCUUCCCAGAUGAUCCACAUCAGGUGGCUCAAGGAUCCCCCGAUCUUCAACUGCAUGAUGCCGAAAGCCGCGACUGUUGGUGACCUUGUGGACACAUUCUGCUCAAGAACUGGUUUGAAUCGCAAGGAGACCAUCCUCACCAAGGGCCUCCCCCGAAAAGCGCCGAACGGAACUGGCGCCCUCCUCCCAGUGGACUACACGGACCCCAAGGAUGUCCUCUUCCGAGAGCAGACGAUCGAGGAGGCACAGAUCAGGGACACGCUGAACUUGGUGUACGUGGGACAUUUUGAUGAGGAUUACAAUCCCAGCUGA
This is a messenger RNA of Symbiodinium sp. CCMP2456, 612 nucleotides long. NCBI's taxonomy places the organism in Eukaryota, Dinophyceae, Suessiales, Symbiodiniaceae. The record is from the annotation of a GenBank genome assembly.